GGGUGUGUACGAAAUGUGAACGACGUGAAGGUGUAAACGCCUGGCAUUGAUAGUGUGAACCGUUUUUAAUUUCCUACAAGCAAUAUGCCUGGCCCAGAAAAAUUGCACUUGGAAGAUGCCCUGAAUGAUGAUCCUCAGACUAGGUCCAUGGUGUCAUUGUUUGAACAGGAUAGUCAGUUGCUGAAAAAAUACAUUGAAAGCCUCUAUGGACAUUGUGAGAAAGUGCUGAAUGCCCAGAAAGAGUUGGCCAGUGCUACAAGUGGCCUUGCAGACCAUGUGAGAAGUUACAAGGCACAGGGGUUUUACCUUGAUACAGAUCCAGACAGCAUUUUGAGUUCUAUAUUACAGCAUUUUGUUUCCACUCUUGAUGAGAUCAGCUCUUGGCAACAAAUGUGUGCAACCCAGCUAACAGAUGGAAUGAUGUUUCCAUUGAAUAGAUUCAUUGAAGCUGAUCUCACAGAGGUUUCAGCAAUGGCAGAGAUGUUCCAUAUAGCUAGUAAUGAACUUGAACACUGUUUUGCCAAGUUUUGUAAAGUACCAAGAAAGCGAGAGAGUGACAAACAUCGGCAAGAAACUAAUGAAGAGGUAUACAUUGCUAACAAGAAGUUUCACCAGAUGGCUCUCCACUAUUAUGCAAGCUUGAACUCCUUGCAGUACAAGAGAAAAAUAGCCCUCAUUGAGCCCCUUCUUGGUUAUAUCAGCUCUCUAAAAUCUCACUUUUCAGUUGGCAAUGAUGCAAUGAACACAUCAGAGAUGGAGACUUUCAUAUCAAGUAUAAGUGCAAGUGUACAAGAAGUGCAGAGUGAGCUAAAUCAUAAGACAUUAACAGCAGUGAGUCUAAUUGACUCCAUAGAAAAGCAAAGCCAGCAUUUAUACUAUGCUGAACCUUUGUCUGAUAUGCCUUUCAUCCCACCCAACACGUCCUUGACACAGAAGUCUGGAUAUCUGUACCAUAAAACAAAGUUUGCAGGGAUGGUGACCAAGUGGGAUCGUGUGUACAUGUAUACAUUAGGAGGACAUCUCAUGUGCCUUUCCAAGGGUGAAGUUGCUGGAUGUUCAAUGAUGGAAUUAGACAGAACAGUAGCUGCUCAAGCUUUAGAGCAUGAAGACAGAAGGAAUGUUUUUCAUAUUACAAAUGGAAAAAAGAUAGCUACCAUUCACAACAUUGCUAAGGAGUCCUUUUCAAGUCGGGAUCGGGGAAAUCCACCCAGUCAACCUUCUCAGGAAAAACUACACAAUAUCCCUAAACCACAGAAGCCUUCUCCAGUAUCUCCUGUACCAAACAUUAGUUCUAAUGAAAAUAAAAAGUCUCUAACCUUAUCAGGACCAUUGCCAACACCCCCCUCAUCACCAAUUGAUCACCUUGUCUUGGAUGUUCCUAUCCAGUUUGAUAUGUUUUCUCCAUCAGAAGAGCUCCAGUCUAACAAAGAACCUAAAGAAGGACCACCACUGAGGAUCAAUCCUUUUGACCAAUCUAGUCUGACCAUUUCUGCAGAGGCUGCAAAGGAUACAACCUCGCCAUUCUGGGAGGUGUAUCCUGUUCGGUUUAUGGGUACUAUGCAGGUGAAGAAGGACAGAGGAGAUCAGGUUGUGUACGAGACAAUUCGACAGAUUAUGGCAGCAAGGGCCAUACACAACAUCUUCAAAAUGUCCGAAUCCCAUCUUGUUGUGACACAUGAAUUUCUGAAAGUACUAGACCCUUCACAUCAAGCUGUAAGAGCUAUUUUUCCAUUAGAAGACAUAUCAUUUUGGACAACCCAUAGAGAUAAUAAGAGACUUUUAGGUUUUAUUACAAGAACAAGGUCAGAAAAUAUUGAGCAAGCAACUUUCCACUGUCAUGUUUUUGAAGUGCAGACAUCAGCCGAAGAGAUCUGUGGGGCAUUAACUACAGCAGCUAACAUUGCCUUAAAUAAAAUUAUGGUUCGCAAGAAAAAUGAAGAAGACAAGACAAGUGAGUUAUUGGAUGACGUUACAGAGAAAGAUAUCCUGGGACCUACUAUUAGUGAAGAUGGGAAAUUUCUCAUACUGGACAAACAGUCGUCAGAAUUAAAUACAGUUUCUUCAAAUACCAUUCAGGACCAGCCUGCAGCCUGUCAGUUAGAACAUAAAAGGAAAGUAUCUGAGGAAAGUGAGGCUUGAGGUGUGGGACAUUGAUAUAGAAACCGAGAGUAUGCAUCUCAAUGUGAAUUUUGUAGUUGCUCCCUCAAAGUUGUACAAGACAUGGUGCCACCAUUGUGAUCUCAUAUUACAGCAAACAAAGCACUAUUUUCCAAUAUAAUAAAUAUGUAACAUACUAACUAUAAAGUCUAUUAUAGAUUUUCAAGUUUUUAAAACUUGGUAAUUGCAUAAAUUUGAGUAUUUGUCUUAUAUAUAGAACAUAUAUAUAUAUAUAUAUGCAUGUACUUGUGCUAUGUUUAAGACUUACUAGUGUUCAGCUUAAAUCAUACACAUUGAACACAAAAUGAAUAAUCCCUGUAAUAUAGAACUAGCAUUGGCUUUAAAACUUUUAAGAAUUAAUAAUAAUGUUUAUUCAAGCUCUUAAAGUUUAUAUUUGUAGUUAUUUAAGAAUUUUGAGUAAUCUAUGUCAUGUAUAAAAGUUAAUGAACUUUUUUUAUACUUCUGUUAAUCACGAAGAGUAUAUCUUUGAAAAAAGCAAUUGAUUUUGGUAUCAUAAAUAAUGCUGAAAUUUGAUAGGAUUCCAUAUACUUGUUGUUUUAAAGGUAAAGAAUUCCUUGAUAAUGUAGGCACUAAAUUAAUGUAUUGUAAAGAUGAAUACAUUUCGUACUGUUUGUUGUGAAGGAAAUUUAAAUACAGAGUACACUUCAUGAAAAAAAAAGCAGCAUAUUUAUCUAGAGCCACCUUCUUUAGUAACAUGUCCUGCUUUUUAAUACCAAACUCAGGCCCGCCAACGGGGGGGAAGGGGGGGCAACUACCCAGGGGCCCGAGCGAAUGAAACCUGGUUAUGCCACAAAGCCCGCAAAGCAUCUUUAGGCUAUGUCUUCACUUAAUGAUAAAAACCAUAGUUUUUGGCUCUUUGCAUACAGACGCUUGAUACGUUAAGAAUGACUGAAAUAAUAAUUUGAGUAAUAAUUAAUAUGUAUCUGUUACUUUAUAGAUUUAAUAGAUAUUUGUUAUUACUUUAUUAACGUUUUUAUGCUUAUAUAUUGUGAGGUAAAAAACGGCUACUGCUAUAAUUUUGUCUGGUUUA
This is a messenger RNA of Limulus polyphemus (Atlantic horseshoe crab), 3208 nucleotides long. RefSeq names its product DCC-interacting protein 13-alpha-like. NCBI's taxonomy places the organism in Eukaryota, Metazoa, Arthropoda, Merostomata, Xiphosura, Limulidae. The transcript is spliced from 22 exons. The coding region runs from base 85 to 2139 and encodes 684 amino acids. Gene Ontology annotation, cellular component: endosome membrane; cytoplasm. Gene Ontology annotation, biological process: signaling. Gene Ontology annotation, molecular function: protein binding. The record is from RefSeq and is a predicted model, not a curated record.